Messenger RNA from Debaryomyces fabryi, 1323 nucleotides. RefSeq lists its product as uncharacterized. Gene Ontology annotation, biological process: positive regulation of transcription by RNA polymerase II; negative regulation of transcription by RNA polymerase II. Lineage: Eukaryota; Fungi; Ascomycota; Pichiomycetes; Serinales; Debaryomycetaceae. Bases 1 to 1323 code for a protein of 440 amino acids. The transcript has a single exon. Gene Ontology annotation, molecular function: RNA polymerase II cis-regulatory region sequence-specific DNA binding; zinc ion binding; DNA-binding transcription factor activity, RNA polymerase II-specific. The record is from RefSeq and is a predicted model, not a curated record.
AUGAACCAUGUGAAACCUCAGAAAACCAAAAUUUUAUACAAGGCAAAAAACGAGAAACCAAUAAAUAUUCCAGAGCUUAUUCAAGAUAACGAUGAUUCAUCAUUGGAAAUAUUCAAAAUGUACCAGCACAAGUAUUACUUGCCCCAUAAUAAACGGAUAUCAAACAUUGCAUGGAGAAUUCAGAAUAAGAAGAUUCUUGCAUUAGAUAGACAGAAACAGAGGGAAGAGCGUUAUAACCAAGACAAACAAAACCAUAAUUCCUCCAAUGACAAAUUAGAUGAAUUUGAUUACAUUAGCCAGAUAAGAAAAAUGAGUCAAGGACAGGAAAGAGAAGAAUCCAUGACCUCUUCAUUUGACAAUACUAAGCAUUCUCCGUAUACAAAUUCUUUAACGUCCGAUUCGUCGCUUUUCAGUGGGAACAGGUCAGUUAGUGCAUCCACAGCCAACCCAUCAACAGGAGAAAAAUCGAAUGAAAAUUUGCUUACUUCAUAUAUCAGUUCAUUAGAGUCUACAUUCAAAGAUGACUAUAAGUUACCGGAAAAGUUAUCCAAGACAAGUCCCUCGACCAGGAAUACAAAGUUCUUACAAUGUACAAAUUGCAAUACAAAAACGACACCACUUUGGAGAAAAUCUAAUAAUGGAGACUUAUUGUGUAAUGCUUGUGGAUUAUUCUAUAAAUUACAUGGAGUGUUACGGCCUUUAAGUCAAUCUAAUCAUAAACCUUCAGUACUGAAUGAUACAAUUACUCCGAUCAAUGAGUCACAAAUGUCAAAUAUUAGGAACAACACAAAUUAUGACAUAAGUCCAAACAUAAUAUCUCAUCAUCAUCAUUAUAUUGAUACCUCAAAUGACGAGUCCCGAGGGCAAGUAGACCAAGAUCACAAUGAUGAUAUGAAUAUUGAUCAGUUUCUAGAAAUGGAUCCUUCUGGUAAAAAUGUAUCUACACUGAAUAAUACCCAUCAGGUUUUAGGUACGGAUUUCACCCUGAAUAAAAACUCGACGAAUAACAAUAUUGAUGAAAUUGACAUGUUAUUAAACAUGAAUUUAUUUCAAUCUGAAUCCUUUGUUAUUGGAAAUGGGAAAAAUAAUAUGAAACCAAGUAAGGAAAAUCAUAAUAACAACAGCAACAGUAACAGGAAUGAUAAUAUUAUUACAAAGGGAGGUAAUAGACUUGACAACCAAGGUAUGGUAUAUGACAUUCAAAAUAUGGGUGAAGUUGGAAUUGGCGACGAAAUAUUAGCUGACGAACCAGCGGAGGAAGGUUCUAACUGGAAUUGGUUAGACUUCCUUGCAAAUGGAGAUAAUGAAAUUAAUUCAUCUUAA